GCGGGUGGUGUAAACCAACCGUUUGCCAGUGACGGGACAUAGAGAAUUCAAGGCUCUGUCCCAUUCUCAUUUCACGACAUCCAAUACUAGAAUUUUCAAGAUUUUUCCCUCGGUGACUGUGAGAUAUUUGACAAUCUGGCGUCUUCAUCUCUACCAUUCAGGUUCAAGGCAGGUGGUGACGGAGGAAAGAUGCCGGCCGCCGUCGCAGGCCACUCGCACCGGGCGACCACCAAGGUCAACAACAAGGCCUUCAAGUCCCGGAAGGCGACCAAGGGAGCCAUGCGAGAUCAGCUGAAAGGCAAGGUCCCAAACGAGCGCCGCAAGACACCCCAUCAGCAAGUCAUGUCUAAACUCGACCGACGAAAUCAGGCCAAGCAGAGGCAGGCACAGAAGCACAAGGCCCACCAGCAGGAGACCGUCGUCUUCGCCGGCAAGGACGGUGCCCCCCGAAAUGUGGCUGUCAUUCCUCUCUGCCCGGAUGGCGAUUCCACCGCUGCCGUUCGAGCCCUGAACCAGAGUCUCGACAUCGACCAAGAAAUUCCGCUUGGCACCGCUCGCGUGCCCGUUGACAGGUUCAAGCAGAAGCUGCAAUACGUCGCCCUGCCGCGAGACCUGGCAGCAUGUACAGAUGCUGCCAGAGUCGCUGACUUUGUGGUCCUUAUUCUGUCUGCCGAUGUCGAUGUCGACGACCUUGGCGAGCUGAUCCUUCGGAGCGUGGAGAGCCAAGGCCUGUCAACUUUGUUCACCGUCGUCCAGGGUCUCAACAAGACCGAGCCCGCAAAGCUCAGAAACUCGGUCCUCGACUCCCUGCGGUCAUACAUCACGCAUUUCCACCCCGAGCAGCACAAGAUUUACAACCUCGACAACAGGCAAGAAUGCUCGAAUCUGAUGCGCUCACUCUGCAACUCGACCCCGAAGGGUGUCAAGUGGCGGGAUGAGCGGAGCUGGAUGCUUGCAGAAGAUGUCAGGUUCGCGGACUCGGAAGAAGGCUUGACCAUUGUCACUGGCGUUGUAAGGGGCCGGGGCUUACAGGCAGAUCGACUGGUUCAAGUGGGCGACUGGGGCUCCUUCAAGAUCGAGAAGAUCACCGCUGCACCCCUUUCAAAGAGAGGGAAGAAGUCGGACGAGGGGAUGAACGUGGACGAUGAAACGGAACAGCCUCUCGCGGUUCCUUCCGAGGAUCAAGACGAGCUCGAUGACCUGGCGCCGGAGGAGGCGGCCAUGCGUGAUGCGGAUGAUGAUAUUGAUUUGGAUGAUGCCACAUCCGUGGCCCCGUCUAUGAAAAAGGGUGUUCUGCUAGACGAUCAUCACUAUUUUUCUGAAGACGAAGACAAUGCCCAGGUGACGCACCUGAGGGUCCCCAAGGGAACCUCAAAGUACCAAUCAGCUUGGUACUUAGAGGAUGACGUGUCUGACGACGGCUCUGACAUGACCGACAUGGAAUUGGACGACAAGGAAGGGUCUGAGGGCUCUGUGGCACCAGAGGAUGGCAUGGAAGGACUUGCCGACGAUCAUAUGACGGAGGCGGGGCCAUCAGAAUACCCUCAGUCAGAAAAGUUCGAGGAAUUGGAUGAAAACGACGAUGCUGCGCAGUUGGCGCAAUAUCGGUCAAAGAAGAAGAAGAACGAAGCUGAGGAGGAUCUGGAGUUCCCCGACGAGAUCGAAUUGCAGCCCAACGUCCUCGCGCGCGAGCGACUGGCGAGAUACAGAGGACUGAAGAGUCUGCGGAGCAGCCCUUGGGAUCAGGACGAGGACCGAGCACACGAGCCUGAGGAGUGGCGUCGGCUUCUUCAAGUCCAGAACUACCAAGCUUCUCGAAACAGCGCACGUAAUGAGGCCCUCGUGGGAGGUGUGCAGCCCGGCACUCGGGUCCACGUUCAUAUCAGAGGCGUCCCUGCUGAAUGUCGGGCGACGUAUCACGCGGCUAAGCCUGUGACUCUUUUCUCCCUGCUGAGGCAUGAACAGAAGCGGACGGCGGUCAACUUCCUCAUCAACUUGAGCUCUGACUAUGCCAGGUCCAUCAAGUCCAAGGAAGAGCUCAUCAUGCAGUGUGGCCCACGGAGGUUCGUCAUCAACCCUCUGUUCUCGCAGGGCGGCACCACGCCAAAUGACGUGCACAAGUACUGCCGCUUUUUGCACCCAGGGCAGUCUGCAGUGGCGACCUUUAUGGGCCCUGUGACUUGGGGCGCCGUGCCAGCUCUCUUCUACAGGAGGUCAAAGCCUGGCGAGAAGAAGGCCGAGGGUGAGCCUGACCUGCCCCUGGCCCUGAUCGGAACGGGUACGGCCAUUCCUCCCUCGACCAACCGGGUCAUCGCCAAGCGGGUGAUCCUGACAGGUCACCCGUACCACAUACACAAGAGAAUCGUGACCAUCCGGUACAUGUUCUUCAACAGGGAGGACGUGGAAUGGUUCAAGGCACUGCCCUUGUGGACCAAGAGAGGCCGGAGUGGCUACGUCAAGGAGCCGCUAGGAACCCACGGAUACUUCAAGGCGACAUUCGACGCUCACAUCAACCCUCAGGACACAAUCGGUGUCAGUCUCUACAAGAGAGUCUGGCCCCGCAAUGCGAUACAGUUGCAGGGCCCUCUGCUUGAGGAUGCAGAAGAGGGUGCAGAGGCAGUCGAGGUGAUGGAGGAGUAAGGGUCUCCUCCGACGACCGUAGAUAUCAUGAGAAGGCGUUGUGGAAUAGGGUAUCAUGUUGCUCCAGAUUAUGAUUACAAUGAAUACCAACAAUCAGCGGCCAGGAUAAUGGGCAAGCGUAUUUUUAUACAGACCUGAGUAUGUGAGGCGUAUAAUGGUCUUGAUCAUUUCAGAGCGUCAAGGCCAGGGGUCGCUGUCGGGCCUCCGCGCGACUUCUGUACCUCCUCGGCACCACUCGCCCGCCAUGCGCUGAGGAUCAGGUUGACGAUAUGGUCCACACCAACAUCCUUCUUGACCUGGGCAAAUACCGUCGGCCCGCCCUCCCGCAUCUUCCUGGCGUCCCGCUCCAUGACACCCAGGUCGGCGCCCACGGCCUCGGCGAGGUCGGUCUUGUUGACGACCAGCAGGUCGCUCUGGGUGAUGCCGGGCCCGCCCUUGCGAGGGAUCUUAUCACCACCGGACACGUCAAUGACGUAGAUGAUGUAAUCUGCCAGCUCCCGGCUGUAGUUUGCUGCCAGAUUGUCGCCGCCGCUCUCGAUGAGCAGCAGGUCGGUGUUGAACUCGGCAUGCAAAUCCUCGAGCGCGGCGAGGUUGGCGCUGAUGUCCUCGCGCACGGCGGCGUGGGGACAGCCACCCGUCUCGAUGGCGCGGAUGCGCUCGGAGGGCAAGGCACGGUUGCGCGUCAGGAACUCGGCGUCCUCCCGCGUGAAGAUGUCGUUGGUGACGGCGGCGAUGUUGUAGCGAGACCGCAACGCCAUGCACAGCGCCAGCAUUAGAGCCGUCUUGCCUGAGCCCACGGGCCCUCCGAUGCCCACAGUGAAGGCCCGCGAAGCCCACUGCCGACCUUCCGUUAUGGGCAUCUCCCGCCCGAUGUACGAGCCUGGCCCAUUCAGGAUCUCGUGUGUGUGGCCAUGUUCCUGGGCGUUGAAGCCGCCAUCGUGUGAGUGCGAGUGCGGGGCUGACCCGUCGUGGGAGUGUGUUGCCAUUCUUGGACGGGAGAGGCAGUCGACUGGGUUUCUAUGACCAGUUUUUGGAAUUGGACUGAAGGGAUCAAUGGGUUGGAGGAGGAUCUGGUGGUACAGCAGUGUUUGAUUUCGCGGGGAAGAGACAGUGGAGAGGCAAUUGAGAUCUGAGCGCGGGGUCGUAA
Messenger RNA from Diaporthe batatas, 3787 nucleotides. RefSeq lists its product as uncharacterized. Lineage: Eukaryota; Fungi; Ascomycota; Sordariomycetes; Diaporthales; Diaporthaceae. The record is from RefSeq and is a predicted model, not a curated record. Gene Ontology annotation, molecular function: GTPase activity; U3 snoRNA binding; GTP binding. The coding region runs from base 190 to 2640 and encodes 816 amino acids. Gene Ontology annotation, cellular component: preribosome, small subunit precursor; nucleus. The transcript has 2 exons. Gene Ontology annotation, biological process: ribosome biogenesis; maturation of SSU-rRNA from tricistronic rRNA transcript (SSU-rRNA, 5.8S rRNA, LSU-rRNA); endonucleolytic cleavage of tricistronic rRNA transcript (SSU-rRNA, 5.8S rRNA, LSU-rRNA).